GAGAGAGAGAGGGAGGGGGAGAGAGAGGAGUAAUGGCGGCCGGGUAGACGCACACACACACCGACACCUCGUCCACCAGCAGCCGCACUCACCGCAGCCCUCCGGGGGCAACUUCCCUCACACACCGCGGCGGAGCCUGACAACCGGAGCGGACUCACGGGCUUCAGCUGGAAGCGGAUCCGUCCUUGGACCUCUGCUGCCCGGGACUUUCCUUCUCCCCGAGAGAGAGGGAGGAAAACAUGGAUGAGCAGCCCGGCGGAGGAGGAGGGGUCGGAGCGGGCUCUCUGAGGCAGCCUCCACCGCCGCAGCAGCAGCUCCAGCCCGGGGGCAGCGGCAGCGCCAACCCGCAGCUCGGAGGAAUCAUGGUGCCGCACCAGCCGGACGAGCUGCCCCGGCCCCAGCAGCAGUACACCAUCCCCGGCAUCCUGCACUACAUCCAGCACGAGUGGGCCCGGUUCGAGAUGGAGAGAGCGCACUGGGAGGUGGAGAGGGCCGAGCUCCAGGCCAGGAUAGCGUUCCUCCAGGGAGAGAGGAAAGGUCAGGAGAACCUGAAGAACGACCUCGUUAGAAGAAUCAAAAUGUUAGAAUAUGCCCUCAAGCAAGAAAGAGCAAAAUAUCACAAGUUAAAAUACGGCACCGAGUUAAACCAAGGGGACAUGAAGAUGCCCAGCUUUGAAUCCGACACCAAAGACUCGGAGGUCUCUGCUGUUCCUGCCAACAGUCAGCUGACCUGGAAACAAGGCCGACAGCUCCUCAGACAGUACCUGCAGGAAGUGGGGUACACAGACACCAUCCUGGACGUUCGCACACAGAGGGUUCGCUCUCUGCUCGGCCUGUCGGGCUCCGAGCAGAACGGGUCCGUGGAGAACAAGAACCUGCAGCACCUGAUCAACGGGACGGAGCGCCGCAGGGACAGCAAGAGGAGUCCAGGUGAUGUUCUGGAGACGUUUAACUUCCUGGAGAACGCAGAGGACAGCGACGAGGACGAGGACGAGGAGGGAGACCUGAUGGACGACAUCAGUCCAGACAAACACCAUCGAGCCAAGAAACACAAGACCAAGGUGGGGAACGAGGGCCUGGCGUCGGAGGAGGACACGGACACGGAGGAGGCGCUGAAGGAGUUUGACUUCCUGGUGACAGCAGAGGACGGAGAGGGAGCAGGAGAAGCUCGGAGCUCUGGAGACGGAACAGAGUGGUCGGAGCCUCUGCCGUUUCCUACUGGGGGGGGGAAGUCCUUCCUGCUGGGGGGGUCGGACGACGUGAUGGAGAGCGUGCUGGGUCUGGGUGACCUCGCUGACCUCACCGUCACCAACGACGAGACAGACUACAGCUACGACCUGCCAACCAAUAAGGACUCUUCGUUCAGGAAGACCUGGAACCCCAAGUACACGCUGCGGAGCCACUUCGAUGGCGUCCGAGCGCUGGCCUUCCAUCCGGUGGAGCCCUGCCUGGUCACCGUGUCCGAGGACCACACCCUGAAGCUGUGGAACCUCACCAAGACCGUCCCCGCCAAAAAAAGUGCCUCUUUCGAUGUGGAGCCCGUCUACACGUUCAGAGCCCAUGUUGGUCCAGUGCUGUCGCUGGCGAUGACCUCCAGUGGUGAGCAGUGUUUCAGUGGAGGCAUCGACUCCACCAUCCAGUGGUGGAACAUCCCCAGCUCCAACGUUGACCCCUACGACACCUACGAUCCCAGCGUCCUUGCUGGGUCGUGGGUGGGGCACACAGAUGCUGUGUGGGGAUUGGCUUACAGCGGAAUCAAGAACCGCCUCCUGUCCUGCUCGGCAGACGGAACGGUGAAGCUGUGGAACCCGACGGAGAAGAACCCCUGCAUCUGCACUUUCAACACAAACCAGGAACACGGGAUCCCCACAUCAGUGGACUUCAACGGCUGUGACCCCGCCCACAUGGUGGCGUCCUUUAACAGUGGAGACGUGGUGGUGUACGACCUGGAGACCUCCCAGCAAGCACUGGUGCUGAAGGGUCAGGGGGACAGCUCCGUCCCGGGUUCCAAUCACAUCAACAAGGUGGUGAGUCACCCCACGCUGCCGGCCACCAUCACCGCCCACGAGGACCGACAAAUCAAGUUCUACGACAACAAGUCAGGUAAAGUGAUCCACGCCAUGGUGGCCCACCUGGACGCAGUGACCAGUCUGGCAGUGGAUCCUAACGGGAUCUACCUGAUGUCUGGCAGUCACGACUGCUCCCUGCGUCUCUGGAACCUCGACAGUAAAACGUGCGUUCAGGAGAUCACGGCUCACCGGAAGAAGAGCGAGGAGGCCAUCUACGACGUGGCCUUCCAUCCCUCCAAGGCCUUCAUCGCCUCCGCCGGGGCCGACGCCCUCGCCAGGGUCUACGUGUAGACGAGGAGGAGAGGGAGCAGACACACACCUGGGGCGAGAGACUCAGACGGGCUGGUCUGUUCACACACUAAAAGGAUUCAGGUCUGUUCAGGUCUCUGAACACAGAAUAUAUAUUAAAGACUGGAGGUGACGAGCAUCUGGACACACACACACAGACACAAACAGACACACACAGACCCACACACAGAGGCUGAGCGCUGCGACCGAGUGAAGAGACCCCCCCCCCCCCCCCUGUGUGCUGGGUCCCACAAGUAGCUCUGAUGACACUACAUGGAGCCCCCCCACCCCCCCACCCACCGUGAGCAGACGUCAAAGGAGUGAAAGGAAAAAUCCCUCAGAUCUCGUUUCUGUGUCUGUGGUUCUGUCUGUUGUUGGUCUUGAUGUUGAAAGGAUCCACCAGACUCCCAGUUGACUCCCAGUUAACUCCCAGUUACGAGCGUUAACGUCCGUUGUGGAACACCAGUGAGUCGGCUGCUCUCCUGAAGAGGGACUCCCCCACAGCUUUGGACCCUUCGAUGGAUCGUGAUGGAGAUGUGAUGACUGACAGCAGCUCUGGACUGAAACCUGGUGUCGCUCUCACCUGCUGCUAAAGGGACUCACGUCGUUUCCGGGGGGGGGAUGUUUCUCUUUGUGAACGCAGCCCAGGUUUGAAGCUGCUUCACCUUCACACCUCGAACCUGAAGGAGCGACCAGAGGAACAUCUGAGGAGCUGCUCUGGAUUCAACACGGGAGCAGAUCAUCGGAUUCUAACCCGUCGUGGUUUCUCUGUAUUUACGUUUUUUAACAAUGAAUCUGAACCAAAGCUUAGAUUUUAUCCUGCAAAACCUUUUACAGUGUUUUUAAAGAUUAUAAAUUGAGAUGAAAAACAUCAUCUGUGGAUUUAGUUCAGAAACUUAACGACGACCACGUCGGGUCAGACGUCCGAUUGUCUGUGGCCGUUUGUCUCCCUGACGAGGUGUCAGAUGAUUGGUCGAUUCGUUCCCACCUCAGCCCCUCGUGGGCCAAUCAGAGCCCUGCGUUUAAACUCCACCCAUGUGAGAGCGAAGCAUUCAGUGGUUGAGCGUUGUUGUUUUUGUUUGUGUAAAAUAAAUCUAGUUUUUAUAAUCCCUUUUUUAUCAGCGUCUCGUUAACGGCACAGAGGAGGUUCCUCUGUCAGAAGCCCCGCCCACCUCCCCCCCCCCCCCCCCCCCCGGUAGACACACACUCACAUGUUGGUUAAGGUGAGACACUACAGGCACAAACUAAUUUCAUGCACUUCUCAUUUUAGCUUUUGCUUCUUUUUUAAUAUCAGACCAGUUGAAAGAAAACAUCCAGAAAAGGCUUUUAGGUUUUAAUUUGAAUAAAUCACAAAUCUCCACUUCAGCUUCGCUUCCCCUCACCAGUCAAACCAGUUUGAUCCUGUGAAUGGUCCCAAGGUUUGAUUCAUAGGUUUUAUUCAUAAACAUGGCGCACCUUGUUUGAUCUCUGAAGUCAUUGAAACGGAUCCUUCUGUAAAAACAUGUCGACAAAACCAGCUGAGGAGUUUCAACCAGAUUAAAUAACAAGACCUCAUUUGCAUAUUUACACAAGUUCACAAACUGUCGAAUCCAAAGAAUUCUGUUCCUGUCAGAGACGAACUGGGGACGUUUAUUAAACUGUUCACACCGGUUUGAUAUGAAGAGACACAACAAGGCAAGUUAAAGUAACACAAGUAGUAACACAACUGGUUGAGCACCGCUGCCUCCUGCUGGUCAACAACCGAAUCGUCUGUUUGUGUACCUGUGGAACCAGUGGCAGAGUGGACGAUCCACUUCCUGUUUACGUCUCCGGUGUCUUCAGUGUGGACGGAGGGGGACUCGGGUCCGGAGCUAGAACCUCGUGUGAGGAAUGUGUGAGAGACGAAGACGUGAGGACUGAAGCUCCUCCUCCUCAGCGGCUCCCAGAGGUCGGACUUGCCACCGGGUCCCAACUGAUUUUAAUAACUUUUAUUAAUAUAAAGAAAAGCUGAUAAAAUCAUGAUGAGGUAUUUGGACGUGUUGAAACCUCUCAGCUCGUUUAGAAACACUUAAUAAUCCGGGGAAUAUUUGGCUUUACAGAGAACCUGAACGCACCACGGUCACUGCUGUGCAUCAGGCGCUGCCUUCAGGGACAAUCUGCAGCUCUCCUGCUCUUCCUCCUCCUGCUUCUCUUCUCCCUCCUUCUUCUCCUCUUCUAUCUCCUGCUCUUCCUCCUUUUCGAUCUCUUCUUUCUCUUCCUCCUGCUCCUCAUCCUCUUCCUCCUCCUGCUCCUCUUCCCUCUCUCCUGCUCCUCAUCCUCUUCCUCCCCCUGCUGUUCCUCCUCCUCCUUCUCUUCCUCCUCCAGCUCCUCACCUUCAUAUCCCUGUGAUCUUCUCUCUUCACCGUAGUUCUUCACUGGUCAGUUUUAGUUUCUGGUUUGUUUUCAUUUCAUUUUUCUAACGGAAGGUUUUUGUAACUCGGCUUCUGAUCGAUCACAACUCUUUUUGUUUUAGUUUGAUCUUCAACCAGAUGUGUAACUAAAGACUUUUUGUUUGUGUAAUGCAUGAUUAAUACAAAAGUAUUUUUUCUAAUCUUCCAAAAAAUGGAUAAAAACAGUUCUGAUCAGUUUGCGAGUUUUGAUGAGUUUUGUAUUUUUUUUUUUUUUUUGAUUUACAAACUAUGAAACAACAGAUUUUAAAGAUUGUACCACAAAGCAGAAUACAACUGUUGAAAUGUAUAUAAAAUGUCUAUAAUAACUAUUAAAUGGUGUAACUGUA
Molecule: messenger RNA, 5112 nt
Organism: Platichthys flesus (European flounder)
Lineage: Eukaryota; Metazoa; Chordata; Actinopteri; Pleuronectiformes; Pleuronectidae
Gene: strn3
Product: striatin, calmodulin binding protein 3
Exons: 16
Coding region: 240-2360 (706 amino acids)
Cellular component (GO): dendrite
Molecular function (GO): protein-containing complex binding; armadillo repeat domain binding; protein phosphatase 2A binding
Source: RefSeq, a predicted model, not a curated record